Messenger RNA from Hyaloperonospora brassicae, 1449 nucleotides. The record is from the annotation of a GenBank genome assembly. Lineage: Eukaryota; Oomycota; Peronosporomycetes; Peronosporales; Peronosporaceae.
AUGCAGCUCGAAGAGCCCGAGUUCCACGAGGUGGUCGUGGUCGGUGCCGGUGUGGCGGGCUUGCGUUGUGCCAGCCAACUGGUGCAUGUGCAGGGCGUGAACGAUGUCCUGGUUGUCGAGGCGUCGGACCGUGUGGGCGGCCGCGUGAUGAGCAACACAAGCUUUCUUCCGGGCAUGAGCAUCGAUGUCGGCGCUGAGAUCCUGCACGGUGGCAACACGACGCUCACGAGACUGGCUGAAGAGCUGCGCAUUGGUUUGCGUGAAGUGUUCACGUGGGCUCAGGGCGACGGUGGUCCAACUGGUCCAGCUCCGGACGGUGGUAUUGGCUACUACUACAUCGGCGACCAGAAGCGUAUGCUGAAGUACGACGAUGAAGACGAAGAGUUCGUCAAGUUCAACUCGUCGAUCACCCGGUUGAGUGAAAUGGAAAACAUCUGCCAGAUCCCGCCCGAGAAGUCCAUGAGGGACUACUUUGGUGAGGUCGGUCUGUCUUCAUCAAUGAUGAAGCUGUGUGAGGCAGGAUACGCAAACACGGCCGGCGGUUCACUUGACGAGAUUUCCAUGCGCACCACCUGCCGGUACGAAAAGCAGUGGAUUGAGCUUGAGGAUGAAGGUGACUAUCGUGUUGUGCCGAGCUUCAUGCGAUUUGUCGAGCACUUCGCCAGCGGCGUGACGACUCGGCUCCAUUGGCCCGUGAAAAGUGUGGACUACUCUCGGAGUGACCGCAUUUUGGUCACUGACGUAUCGGGUCGUCAGCUAUCAUGCCGUUUGCUGGUUGUCACUGUGUCUACUGCUGUGUUCUCAAAGAUCGUCUACACACCGGCUCUUCCUGAGGUCAAGAUCAAGGCUGUGAACUCAUUCGGCAUGCGUCGUGCCGGCAAGGUGUUGCUGCACAUGUCUCGUCGUUUCUGGCCCGAAGAUGCACAUGGUGUCGUGUGCUCGGACUGCUUCCUGCCUGAGUUCUGGUUCAACAGCACACAAGGUAUCGGCCACCUGAAGUCCAACGGUGACACACUUUGCACUGGGGUGGAAGCGAACGACCUUGACGAAGGCGAAACGCAGUACCUCAUCACGGGUUUUGUUAGUGCAGAGUAUGCUGAAAGCUUCGUGGACAUGCCGCAUGAGGAGAUUAUUGAGGGCUUUCUCGACCAGCUCGACAUGAUGUACGGCAUGGUGGACGAACCGUGCCCCGCGCACACGUUCUUUGUGAAGGGGAUGUACAAAGACUUUGGAGAUGAACCGUGGAUUGGUGGAGGAUACGCUUUUCCCCGCGUGGGUCAGUCUGACUCGGCUUCGCAGGACCUCGCUGCGCCUGUAGAUAACCGUGUGUUUUUUGCUGGGGAAGCCACAGCGUUUGAACAACCUGGAAUGUCCGUGCACGCUGCUGUCGACACUGGGACGCGUGCAUCUACACAGGUUGCAAGCGCGCUUCAGGGGCAGCGCGCAUAG